CGCACGUCUAAGUGUUCAAUGUUCUUUGCUUAUAGGCUAUCUAUAAUAAAUUAAUACUACUAUUAUUAUAUAAUAAUUUAUAUUUCUUACUUAAAAGUUUAYAUUUUUACAAUCUUAUUGUAUACUACUUCUAUUUUUAAUUAUUAAAGAUAUAUAGUAAUUUGCUACAGAUAGUAAUUGAKGGAUUUGUAUUGUUUUUUUUUCGCGUUCUCGUACCGUCUCUGUUUCCGUGUUAUGUGAAUUAUUAUAGGUAUCAUGGUGAAACCUUACAAUUUCAAUGUAAUAUUCGUUUAAUCGUUAUUAUUCUUCAAUUAUUGAAUUUAACAAUAACCUGAUCACAUUACAAAUAUAUGGCAUCUGAGUUCUGAUCAGUAUUGGUAUUUUAUCUGUAGUCAAUUAAACCAUUUUAUUGUUUACUCAAUAGAGAGUAACUUUAUUUCACUUACAAUGGAGAAGGAUGAAGCUAAUCGAUUGUAUGAUAUGACCGAUUAUUAUAUUGGACUUGGACUUGCCUUGUCUUCAAGUGGUUUUAUUGGAGCAAGUUUUAUUAUAAAGAAAAAAGCUCUUGUUCAAAUAUCAUUAGGGAGUGGACGAAGAGCAGCUAAUGGUGGAUAUGGAUACUUAAGUAAUUGGUUAUGGUGGUUUGGUUUAUCUAUGAUGGCUUUUGGAGAAGUAUUUAACUUUGCUGCUUACGCUUUUGCCCCAGCUUCAGUGGUUACUCCACUAGGUGCACUUAGUGUCAUUGUUGCAGCAAUAUUGUCAUCAAAGUAUUUAAAUGAACAGCUUAAUUUAUUGGCAAAGAUUGGUUGCUUUAUGUGUAUAAUUGGUUCAACAGUGAUGGUUAUUCAUUCUCCAAAAGAAGAAGAAGUUGACUCCCUUGAAGACUUAUUACAGAAACUUACAGAACCUGGUUUCAUCAUAUACACUAGCAUAAUGUUAGUCAUAAUUUUCUCAAUAUUCUUUUAUUUUGGUCCACGGUAUGGUUCAUCAAAUGUUAUAGUUUAUGUUAUUAUGUGUUCGACUAGUGGUUCAUUAACUGUUAUGUGGUGUAAAGGACUUGGACUUGCUAUACGAGAAACAAUAUCAGGUCAAAGUGAAUUCACAAAUUGGUUAACUUAUAUGUUUAUMAUCUUGUUGAUUACAUUUGUAUGUAUACAAAUGAACUAUUUGAACAAAGCUUUAGACACUUUCAACACGAGUGUAGUUACACCAGUUUAUUAUGUCAUGUUUACAACUCUUGUAAUAACAGCCUCAGCAAUAUUAUUCAAGGAAUGGGAACAUCUGCAUUUAAAUGAUAUUAUUGGUAUYAUUUGUGGAUUCCUUAUAACUGUGACUGCAAUAUUUAUGYUGAAUACAUUCAGAGAUGUGGAUAUGUCACGCAGUCAUUUUGCAUGGCGAGCUCGUCAGCCAAUUACAAGGAAAUCCACAGUUGAAGAAAAUGCUCAGACAUCUGCUCUUAUUAAAAAUAAUACACAAUAUGGCACAAGAAAUGUUUGAAAUUUAAAUAACAACACUAUUAAAUUUAAACUUC
Molecule: messenger RNA, 1531 nt
Organism: Diuraphis noxia (Russian wheat aphid)
Lineage: Eukaryota; Metazoa; Arthropoda; Insecta; Hemiptera; Aphididae
Gene: spict
Product: magnesium transporter spict
Biological process (GO): magnesium ion transport
Cellular component (GO): membrane
Molecular function (GO): magnesium ion transmembrane transporter activity
Source: RefSeq, a predicted model, not a curated record